GCAAGACGUUUAAACAGGUAGAUAAACAUUAAAGAACUCAGAAUGAUAGUUUGCGUAUUUACAGGGCGUGUUAGUUGUCAGAUAUCAAGAAACUUAUUGUAAUUAACUGUGAUUGUCAAUGUGAAAUUAGUAGAUUUACGAAAUCUACAUGUGUUUUUACUAGUUAAUUGUUAUACUUGCGGAAUUAAUGAUACAUUUUGUCAUUAAACAUGAAGAGAAGGAUGGUAAACAUUCAGGGGAUGCACAGAGUGAUAUAGAAGAAAAUCUGUUGUAAUAAACUGCAAAAUUAGUUUAAAAAAGGUAUAGCAGUUAUUGUUAAGUAUGGUACAAGCUUGAUGGUUGUUUGUAUUAUAAAUAAUCAUGGAAACUGCACAACCUUUGUACCUUAACCUCUUCAGUGAAGAUAAGGUUCAUGUUUUGAAAGAAUUGUUGCAUGCAUGUGUGGAUGAAAUAUGUGGUAGACCAGGUCCAUCCUACCAUAAAUUUGCGAAUAGCAUAGAUUGGAGCAGAGAGGAAUAUGAAGAAACAUAUAAAUUGAUAUCAACACUACUGAGGAACCCUGCUUGCUUGUAUUUGGUGGAAGAGAAGAUGCCUCCAGAAUACCAUGAACUACCAGAACAUAUUCAACAAAGUAUAUUAACUUGUUUGAAAGUACGAAGAGAACAAUUAACAAAUGCUUUACUGAAAGAAUACUCCAAGGAAGAGAAUGAUACCUUAGUGGAUUUUGAUUGGAGAUUGAAGCUUGUAAUGGGAUCAAGUAAACUUGCUUCAUUGAGGGAACCACUGCUUCAGUUGGACCUCAUGGUUGAGAAUAAGGAUAGAAAACGUAUAUUGGGAUUAGAAUUGAACAAAGACGAAUUAGAAACGUUUAUAAAUGUCAUGGAGUCUAUAGUGAAAUAAAUACAAAUGAGAUUAACUUAAGCGACACUAAAUGAAAUGGACCAUGUGUAUACUUUACUUUGGAUACAUGCAAUUAUAGAAGUUCUUCAAAGGGCAAUAAAAACCAUCCUAUUUUACACUUGUUUCACAGUUUAUUAUAGGUUAUAGAUAAAUGUAGAAUAGUUUAAUUGCUAUUAUAACUGCUCAUCGAAGAUACUGAAGACUGUUAUUCUCUGUCUGAGGCGUCUUCGACUCAAAAGUCUCAUUUACAAUUUUGUUCAUUUUUUUUUUGUUCCGGCACGCAAAAUAAAUAAACGAGCAAGCUUGCGUCGGCGACGCCUCAGGUUUCAACGAUCGAUAGUUUUUGCGAGUGUACAGAUUUAUCAGUCGGGUUCAAGGAUUUUGUUUUUACGUUUUUCGUGAUUUUUUUUCUUUUAAAUCUCGUUUAAAUAAAAAAAGUUCGCUCUCGUCGCCAAAACUUGUUUCGAAAAAACGGUGAAUUUCGUUGUAAAGAUCAUUACGGACAAUAUAUUUAAUGAAAAGGU
Messenger RNA from Nomia melanderi (Alkali bee), 1424 nucleotides. RefSeq names its product COMM domain-containing protein 8. The record is from RefSeq and is a predicted model, not a curated record. NCBI's taxonomy places the organism in Eukaryota, Metazoa, Arthropoda, Insecta, Hymenoptera, Halictidae.